Eremomyces bilateralis CBS 781.70 is the source of this 2088-nucleotide messenger RNA. Its product is annotated as kinase-like protein. The transcript has a single exon. Gene Ontology annotation, biological process: protein phosphorylation. The record is from RefSeq and is a predicted model, not a curated record. Bases 1 to 2088 code for a protein of 695 amino acids. Gene Ontology annotation, molecular function: protein kinase activity; ATP binding. Lineage: Eukaryota; Fungi; Ascomycota; Dothideomycetes; Eremomycetales; Eremomycetaceae.
AUGGCCAACCUCAAUCUUCAUGGCAACGACUCGAAAUGGAGGUGGGGUAACCGUCCUUCCUCUCCUGCAGAGUCCUCGGAGUCGUCUUCGACGGCCAGUCGAAGCUCCACACCAAAGCUUGCCUGGUCCAAUGCAUCGACUACUUCACUUGCUACCCCAAUCACUCCGGCGACAUCGCAUAGUGACGAUUUUGAAUCGAGGACGUCUACCCCAACUGCGAGUCGCAGUUCUACGCCGAUUGCACCAGUGCCAACGAGACCGAUGAGGCCGAUAUUUUCCGUACCCAACGGCUCCUCAUCCACCCUGAGUGGUUCCCAUGCCAGUUCGUCUUCGAUCUCCGGUUCGCCUCCAGGACGCUUCUUCGCGUCUUCAAGCCCAAAGUAUCACCACGAGCAUUCGAUACCGCAUGCUCCUCCAACGCCCAAUCCUUUCCAGAACCGAGACGCACGCAAAUCGAGUGCUGACAUCCCCUCACGGGGUACCCCGCGUGAUAUUCCACAGAUAACGGUUACCAUCAUUACCCCCACCAUCAUCCAGGAAAUGACCAAACUCAUUCCAUCCAUCCUCAUGCAGCUUCGUUGGCAUCCGCAGUCACGUCGCUUGGCGUAUGUUUGGACCAUUCAGAACCCAAAGACUGCUCUACUCCUGUGGAUGUGUGACGACAUGGAAGCUUGGCGACAAGCUGCUUUUUUCGACCUUCAUGAUGGGCAGCUUCCCUUCACAGAAGACAUGCUCUAUAAUAUUGCGAAAGAUCCGGACAAAGUUCUAGCGACCCAGUGGCGAGUGAUGUGCAAGGACCUCCCAAGAAAUGGAGGGCAUGUUGAAUAUCAAACCGGGGAACCGUUGCCUCUGCAUUCACUCGGUCCCUUGUACGGCGAGUGCUCGUCGGACCUCCGCCAUUCACACCGACAAAUACAGAAAACGCUUGAUCGCGUCCGAUGGCUGUCCGACAACUCGCCACAAACCGACCGAGUUUAUGUGCGGAAGAAGUUGAUUCUCCCUCCCUCACAAAGCUCUCAGAGGAAAACCAUCCUGGCGCAAAUUUCCAAGUUCCGCAAUGUUCACCACACUAACCUCGACAAGAUUUUCUGCUCGUAUGCCCAGAACGAUGUGAUUGGUUUCGUGACGGAAUCCGCGCAGUAUGAUUUAGAAGAAUACCUGCGCUUCUCUUCGUCGACCAUGACCGUCUCCGGUUCUCAUCCUUGGGUGGCAGAUCUAGCAGCGGAAGCUUUGCAACGGCAGAACCGCCUGCUGGGCUGGAUCAACGACCUUGCACAGGCCCUGGCAUUCUUGCACGAUAAGAACAUCUCCCACCGCUCUAUCCGACCCCGAAAGAUUCUCAUUUCGUCGAACCGCAUCUACUUCUCCGUUUUCGGCGUCGGCGACAACCCAUACGUUGCAGCGGCCUGGUCGAGGCCCAAUGGCAUCAAUGGAACGGUUGCCGAGUCCGACCGCCAGGCACAGCAUGAUUCCGAAACAUACAUCUACGCCGCACCUGAGAUUAUCCGCUCACAUGAGUCGGGAGCCGGUUUUUCGAGUUCACGAGUCGACUCGUUCAGUCUUGGGUGUGUAUUCUUAUCGAUCUUGACGGCGGUUCGGGGUUACGAUCAAGCGGAUUUCGCCGUCUAUCGUGCAACCGAGACAAGGGAUUACAGCUUCCAUGCCAAUCUGAGCCGCGUCGCCCAGUGGAUCCGUCAUCUUCGGAAUUCCCGCUCGAAUGCAUCAAGCGGCAGCCAGACGCCCACAGCAAACGGCGUCACGGCGGUGGAGAGGGGGUUUAAAUCCCUACACAGUGGGAUCAUCCAGAUCAAAGGCAUAGCUGAAUCGAGUCAGUCCCAGCCGAUCAUGAUAGGAGCGGCAAACUUGGAUGCCGACGUCACGGAGGCUCUCGCGUUGGUUAAGCGGAUGAUGUCUCCAGAACCAUCGAAACGGGACAAGAUGAAGCGGAGUGCGGCAGCGUUCGCAGAAUGGAACAUCGAGAGGCAAAGGAGAAGGGAGAGGCGACGGAACAGCAUCAGCAACGUGGUUGGCGACGGGAAGAGGUGGAAAGAAUUGGCCGAACUGGAAGCAUACUAUCGUCGAGGAUGA